Messenger RNA from Peniophora sp. CBMAI 1063, 336 nucleotides. The record is from the annotation of a GenBank genome assembly. Lineage: Eukaryota; Fungi; Basidiomycota; Agaricomycetes; Russulales; Peniophoraceae.
AUGUCCGGCAGUAAUCGAAACGGAGCUGGACCCUCUAAAGCUAUCGGCAACCUAGCCAAAAAGCCAGAUGCAUCUCGUGGAGGAGCACCUAAACUGAAGUUUGUGCCCACGCUACCCGGACGGCGAAAGAAGGAAGAGGUCAAACAGGCGAGCAUCACAGCCCUACGAAGCCUGUCGUAUGUACUGAUACUCUGUGAUCUUGACAGGAGCCUACACCCGCUGCUACAACAGAAGCUUCGACGUCAGAACGUGGAAGAGGAAGAGGUCGCGGUCGUGGCGAAGGACGAGGCCGAGGGGAUGGCACCCGCGGGCGCGGUAGAGGCGGACGUCCCGUAG